Molecule: messenger RNA, 1279 nt
Organism: Trematosphaeria pertusa
Lineage: Eukaryota; Fungi; Ascomycota; Dothideomycetes; Pleosporales; Trematosphaeriaceae
Product: S-adenosyl-L-methionine-dependent methyltransferase
Exons: 9
Coding region: 60-1139 (359 amino acids)
Molecular function (GO): methyltransferase activity
Source: RefSeq, a predicted model, not a curated record
CUCCUGACAGCCUCUGCCUGCCAAUGCAAACUAUUGCUACGCCGCAUUUUUAACCAACAAUGGCCUCUCACGGCCCCGACGAUCAUGGCAGUCCGGCGGCCGCGGGCUCUAGCCUGGUGCCCGAUACCGGCCCGGCUCACCACCCCACCGCCGACACGGAAGCGCUUGAGCCCGACGCGAAUGCCGAAGAGGAGGCGCUGUUCGAUGAUGGUGACUCGGCAUACAGCGAUGUCGCUUCAUCUACUACCUCUCUCAGAGACGAAUUGAUCUUGCAAGUGCGAGAGCAUGGCCGACAGUACCAGGGGUACAUGGAAGCGAAAUACGUCCUUCCCAUGGACGAGCAAGAGAUAGAGCGCUUAGAUUUCCAACACCAUCUCGUGUGGCUCACGCUGGAUAAAGAACUCGGAUUCGCACCGAUCAAAAAUGUGCAUCGCGCUCUCGACGUAGGCUGCGGGACGGGCAUAUGGGCAAUAGACUUUGCCGACGCCCACCCUGAGACGGAGGUCUUCGGAGUCGAUCUCGCGCCCGUUCAGCCAGCAAAUGUUCCUCCCAACCUGACAUUCGAAGUCGACGAUCUAGAAAAACCCUGGACAUUUUCGCGCAAGUUCAAUUAUAUCCACUGCCAACUCAUGAUCGGCGCAUUUCAGGACUGGCCAAGAUUUUUCAGACAGAGCUAUGAAUUCCUGGAAGAAGACGGUUACCUAGAGGUCCACGACAUCGACUUCGUAAUAAAAUGCGACGACGGCACUCUCCCCACCAACUCCGCGCUCGUCCGCUGGCACAACUACAUGCACGACGCAGCCUCCAAAGCCGGAUUCCCGCUCGACGCAAUUUCUCACGUGCCCGACAUGAUGAAGACCGCCGGCUUUGUCGACGUAGUAGCGACGCCGAUUAAAUGGCCCAUCAACACCUGGCCCAAGGACUCCAAGCAUAAAGAGCUAGGAAGAUGGGCGAUGGAGAAUUUCACGUGGGGAUGCGAUAGUAUGAGUUUGGCGCUGUUUACCAGAGCGCUCGGAUGGUCGGCAGAGGAGGUGCAUGUUUUUAUGGCGCUGGUGAGGAAGGAUCUGAGGGAUAGGAAGAUGCAUGCUUAUUGGAACUUCUGGGUGGUGUAUGGCAGGAAGGAGAAAUCUAGUAGUUGAGCUGCUGGCCGAAUCGGAAUCUGUAAAACAAAAAGUGAGAGGGAGACGUGGGCAAGAGCCCCACCCUAGCAUCAUUCCCCAGAAGUGAGCAGUCACAUUCACCAAGAUGGAACAGGACUAGUUCGCAAUUACGUAUGUCU